AUGGCGAUGGCCCCCCGCGCUGCCGCCCUCGCGGUCGCCCUCGUGGCCGCCGCCGCCUGCGGCGGCGCGUUCGUGCAGCCGGGCCGCGUGCGCGCGGGCCCCGCCCACGGCGCCCUGCGUGCGCAGCUGCAGCAGCAGGAGCCCGCCCCGGAGACGGGCGCGGGCGGGGAGGGCGCGGCCCCCGUGCUGGCCGGCUUCGCGCUCGGGCUGGUGGCCGCGCUCGCGGGGGCCCAGGUGGCAUGGGCCGGCGCCGGCGCCAGCAGCCCGAACUACCUUGAGGAGCAGGGGAUGAACGCCCCGCUCAAAGUCGACUUUGUGCAGCGGGAUCGGCUUCGCCCCGGCAAGGUCGGGCAGAUCAGCUUCGUGGCCAGGUCCCGCAUGGAGCACCAGGAGCGGGAGCAGGCCAGGAGGACGCUGGCGAGCUUUGACGCGAAGAUCAAGGCGGCGCCGGACAGGGCCCAGCGCGUGGACAGGACAAUGGAGGGGCUGAAGAGGCUGGCCCAGGCGGGUAGCUUCUCCAAGUGA
Messenger RNA from Prorocentrum cordatum, 525 nucleotides. The record is from the annotation of a GenBank genome assembly. Lineage: Eukaryota; Dinophyceae; Prorocentrales; Prorocentraceae.